Hibiscus syriacus is the source of this 2174-nucleotide messenger RNA. RefSeq names its product probable serine/threonine-protein kinase WNK3. Gene Ontology annotation, biological process: intracellular signal transduction; protein phosphorylation. NCBI's taxonomy places the organism in Eukaryota, Viridiplantae, Streptophyta, Magnoliopsida, Malvales, Malvaceae. Gene Ontology annotation, molecular function: protein serine/threonine kinase activity; ATP binding. The transcript is spliced from 8 exons. Gene Ontology annotation, cellular component: cytoplasm. The coding region runs from base 160 to 2034 and encodes 624 amino acids. The record is from RefSeq and is a predicted model, not a curated record.
UUUAACGAAACAAUUCCCUCUCCAAACUCCAUCCCAUCACCUUUUUCCUUCUCGAUUUCCAUUCUCCAUUCAAAUUACGACUUGGGUUUGUUCUUCGUCUUCCAAUUCGAAUAAACAGAGAGAUAGAAAUCGAAAAUCUCUUUAAGAAUCUCUGAAUUCAUGUUGUGUUUGUUGUUGGGAAAGACUAUAAUGCCCCCGGCGACGACGUCCGACCUCGAACAAGAUGAUUCAGAUGCCGAAUUCGUCGAGAUCGAUCCCACGGGUCGUUACGGUCGGUACAAGAAGGUUUUAGGAAGAGGAGCUUUCAAAAAAGUGUAUCCUUUUCGUUUCCCUAUAAAGGCAUUUGACGAACUUGAAGGUAUUGAAGUAGCAUGGAAUCAGGUUAAGGUCACGGAUCUAUUGCGACAUUCCGAAGAUUUGGAGCGCCUAUAUUCGGAAGUUCAUUUGCUUAAAACUUUGAAGCAUAAGAAUAUAAUUAAAUUUUACAAUUCCUGGGUUGAUACCAAAAAUGAACAUGUCAACUUCAUCACCGAGAUUUUCACUUCGGGAACAUUGAGGCAGUAUCGAAAGAAGCAUAAGCAUGUCGAUUUGAGGGCAUUGAAGAAAUGGUCAAGGCAGAUCUUGGAGGGUCACGUCUAUCUUCACAGUCACGAUCCCCCGGUGAUUCACAGGGAUCUGAAAUGUGAUAACAUCUUUGUCAAUGGUAACCAAGGUGAGGUGAAGAUCGGAGAUCUAGGGUUGGCUACUAUUCUUCGCCAGGCCAAUUCAGCACAUAGUGUUAUUGGUACACCCGAGUUUAUGGCACCGGAACUCUACAAGGAGGAAUACAAUGAGCUUGUAGAUAUUUAUGCUUUCGGCAUGUGUUUGCUGGAGUUAGUAACUUUCGAGUAUCCAUACAUUGAAUGUGCUAAUGCAGCUCAAAUAUUCAAGAAAGUGACAUCAGGAAUAAAGCCAGCAUCGUUGGCGAAAGUGACUGAUCCCGGAGUUAAGUUAUUCAUCGAAAAAUGUAUUGUUAAAGCUUCGGAUCGGUUGUCUGCAAAGGAACUUUUGAAGGAUCCAUUUCUCCAGCCUGACGAGGAAAAUGACAGUGUAGGUCAUUCUUUACGAGCUAGAGUCCAAUCUUCAGAUAAUACUUCUGAUCAGACUAAUAUCGGGGGAGAUACCAAGGUCCUUCGAUCCGAGACGAGCAUGGAUGUCAAAGUGCAAGGUCAGAGGCAAAAUGAUAACACAAUAUUUCUAAAAUUAAGGAUCUCGGAUUCAACAGGUAAUAUCCGCACCAUCCAGUUCCCCUUUGAUAUUGAAGCAGAUACAGCAGUAGCCGUUGCUGGAGAAAUGGUUGAAGAGUUAGACUUGACAGAUCAAGAUGUUUCAACAAUUUCCGAAAUGAUUGAAUCGGAAAUCCGGUCUCAUAUUCCCGAUUGGGUUCCAAAAGAAACUCCUAGUGUUAGUUUGGUAGAAAUUGUGAAUUCUGAUCAGGGUGAUGGAUCUCCAUUGGCUUAUGAGCUGUCCUCAUCUCCGGGCGGUCUUUCACAGGAGAGAUUUCCGUCUGGUCGAAGAUUCUGGUCUGAUCCACCCAAGGCAGCUCGUGGAAACUCUCUGGCCAAAACCGGUUCAAACGUUGCUUUUCGAGUGGAUUUCGUAAGGUCUGCAGAUAUCAUGGUUGAACUUGAUGAACAAUCUCAUGAUAGAUAUGGAAGCGAAGGUAAAAUAGGCAGCAAUACUUCAUUUCAACGACCCGAUAACGAGUUCACACAUCACAGUGGCAGCGACGAUGAUGGUCAUCGAAAAGAUGGUGGUUCCGAUACAACACAUUCGUCGAAAGAGAACUGUAAGCCAUUAAAGGAUGCUGAAUCAGAGGUGAAGGUAAUAGCAAAGCGACUCGAGUCUCUGCUGUUAAAGCAGCAAACGGAGGUCGACGAGCUGAAGAAGCACAAAUUAGCCAUAUCAGAACUUCUGAAAGAAGUAUCCAUGGAAACCUGGGAUAAGGUUUUGGCUACAUGUAAGAUGAAGAUUCCAGAUUAUGCAAGCUGCUAAAUGGGCAUCUGGCAUACCAGGCUCCUACAUGGAACUUGAAUAAGUGAGUUUUUUUUCGAAAAUAUUUUUUUUUGGAAAUAAGUGAGCCUCGUUAAAAACUCUCUCGUAACUAACAUUGAAUCCGAAGAUCAAUGUCGAAC